Suillus subaureus is the source of this 231-nucleotide messenger RNA. RefSeq lists its product as uncharacterized. The annotation marks the transcript as partial. The record is from RefSeq and is a predicted model, not a curated record. NCBI's taxonomy places the organism in Eukaryota, Fungi, Basidiomycota, Agaricomycetes, Boletales, Suillaceae. Gene Ontology annotation, molecular function: ATP binding; nucleic acid binding. The transcript has a single exon.
UGCCUGUGGCAGCUUAAGGUUGCUGAGGUAUUCCUGAAGAAAGCUGGAGAUGUUAUCUGCAUUGCUGGCACAGGAAUGGGAAAAAUGCUUGCCUUCUGGUCGCCACUUGCACUCAUGGACACUGGCAUUCAAAUUGUCGUCACACCACUCAACCAACUUGGACACCAGAGUGUCAGCUUCCUUGCAAAAGCUGGUAUCAACAGUAUCUCUAUAUCUGCUGAGAUGGCAAGC